Messenger RNA from Dendronephthya gigantea, 1175 nucleotides. Its product is annotated as nicotinamide N-methyltransferase-like. Gene Ontology annotation, molecular function: N-methyltransferase activity. Lineage: Eukaryota; Metazoa; Cnidaria; Anthozoa; Malacalcyonacea; Nephtheidae. Gene Ontology annotation, cellular component: cytosol. The coding region runs from base 158 to 964 and encodes 268 amino acids. The transcript has a single exon. The record is from RefSeq and is a predicted model, not a curated record.
CGUCAAUAAUCAAUGACAAGGACCGUUGGUGACAAUAUUCUCCAGUCAACCAAUCAAAUCACUCCACGCAAAACCAAAAUCUAUAAUACCAUGUGCAGUAAGUAGGCGAAUCCGUUUAUGUAAACGAUAAGUUAACCACUGUCUUAUAAAUCGAAACAUGGCAGACUACCUUACAGCGUUUGAUAUCAAUGCCUACCUGGUAUUGGAAAGCGGAAUUUUUGAUCUGACCAGUGACGACAAAAGCUUACUGGAGUUUCGCAUGAAAACCUUUCAUAAAUUUUGGUCCAAUUUUAAGCCAGAGUCGUCAAAAGAAUCCUCGAAUAUUCGCUGUCUCGAGUUCGGGGGCGGACCUGUCGUUAGGAAUCUUAUAAGCGCUUCUCCCAAAGUUGAUCGCAUCGUAUUCUCAGAAUACCUCGAAUGUAACCGAAGAAACGUCCUCUCGUGGUUGGCUGGUGAUACCGAACUUCGUAACUGGUCGCCUUUGAUAAAAUAUGUUGUCCAUGAUCUCGAAGGAGACAACAACCCCGAGGCAGUUUCCGAGCGCGAGAAAGACAUGAAACAAAAAAUACAAUCGGUUGUUUCUUGCGAUGUUAACCAAAAUCCGAUUGUGGAUCUCGAGUCCAUUGACGUCGGUAAACCUUUCGACGUCCUGUCAACCAGCUUGUGUGUAGAAGUAGUUGCAAGCUCAGAACAACAUUACAAGAGCACCGUGGCAAAACUUUGCAAGUUCCUAAAACCCAAUGGCUAUCUUAUCAUGUUCGGCAUAGUGAAUGAAACUUUUUAUACGGUUGGCGACGCGAGAUUUUACCACUUUGGUGUAACACAACGAAUGAUUGAAGAAGCGUUGAAGGAUGCGGGGAUCGAAGAUCUUAAAAUGGAAUUGCUUCAUCGAGCAGUAAAAUCAACCAUUUCCGAUGGACAAGCAUUCUUUUCAGUAGUUGGGAAAAAGUCUGAUAAAGGCUAAACUUCCUCAGUGCAUAGAGAUGACUGUCGAGUUUUGUGUAGAUUUGUGAGAAAAGUAAAAAAAUGCCCAUUUGCAAACAUGUAUCCGAAGUGGGUAACUUUAUACUUAUAAUUAAAUGAUAAGAUGUCAAAUAAGAUGUAUGAUAUAAUUAAUUUCAUGUAUAUAAUAUGUAUGUGCAUGCAUGCUUGUUUUUUGGUAUGUCAAACGUUUA